This is a messenger RNA of Botrytis cinerea B05.10, 2728 nucleotides long. RefSeq lists its product as hypothetical. The record is from RefSeq and is a predicted model, not a curated record. The transcript has 8 exons. Bases 393 to 2270 code for a protein of 625 amino acids. NCBI's taxonomy places the organism in Eukaryota, Fungi, Ascomycota, Leotiomycetes, Helotiales, Sclerotiniaceae.
GAAUCAAUACCUCCUACCUAUUCAUACCUCUACCGGAGUAAUCAGAUCCUUCACCUAUUCAUCUAUCCAUAAGUUGUCGGUGCAAUCCCUAAUCCCUACUUGCUUUCCUCAUACUGUACAUAUAUUGAUUAGAUUGACAAGUUCGUUCGAGCACAUCUAUCUGAUAUAACUCUACGCCCGCAUAGGUGAGGUUGACUACCGAUCCAUUCGUAGUUGUGAAAAAAAGGAGGCUUUCGUGGAGCAUGCUUUGAUACCAAUUUAUCACACCACUUUAUCCAUUCCGUCUCGUCUUGCAGUUGGACUAAUUCCUUGUUAUCUCUGUCUUUCUCAUUUCGCCCUGUAUUUUUGGUCCAAGUUGAGAUCGAAAUUGCUUCAAGUCUCUUCCGCCUAUCAUGUCAUCGAUUCAACAGAAGGUGGCUACUUGGAGCUCAGUUGCUUUGCGGAUUGUGACCUAUGUCUUUCUCAGAAUCAUUCCUGGUCAUCCGUGGCCGCCCCUCAUAUACACCCUUUUUGCACUAUAUGCGCCCUCCUUCAUUUAUAGUCAUGUAACACAAACACCAUAUACUGUAAUAGAGGAUGAUGUCAAUAUCACCGUUCUAGAGACUGAGCAAGAAGACCAGCCGCUCGGGUCUGCGGCACAUUCUCAAAAUAUAUCGGGUUCGGACAAACCAAAGCACGUGGAGGAAGAAGUUGAAGUAAACGAGACAGUGGUGAUAGAGCAAAAAUCACGAAGACCAUUCUAUACACUUUUGACGGGCGCGCCUGAUCCCGUAUCAACAUUGCUCUCGCUUUUGACUUUCUUGAUCAACGUGGCCUUGGUUCUGGCAACAAUAGAUCUGGUGUAUCAUGCAAAAGUUUUGCAUCCUAGUACGGAACUUUCAUUCGCACGGAUGGGCUACAUUGCCCCUACGGAAGCAAAUCUACUCGUUCGAGAACCAGAUCUCUCCAAGCUUCCCAUCUCCGUCACCUACAAGCCAGCAAAUCCAGUGGGUGCUUACGAAGACAGACCACAACUCGCCGGAACGAUCCAUGCUCUAUCAGAAGACACGGAUUUUACACAAGCUUUAAAAUUUCCAUUGCCAAACCGCCCUGAAAGGACCUAUCAAUGGACCACAUCAAAUAACCAUACUGGAUUCUUCACAACUCCCCCAAAACCUGGACAUCUUCCUCAAUCAGGAUCUUUCACAUUUUUUACGUCCAGUUGUAUUAAGCCUCGCUUUCCGUACAAUCCUUUUGACCACGCCUUGUCGAUUCCUGGUUUCAAGCACAUGGCAGAUGUCAUCAAAAAGAUUCCUGGAGGCUCCCAGUUCAUGCUGUUUCUUGGCGACUUCAUUUACAUUGAUGUCCCGAAGAGGUUUGGAGUGAGUGUGGAGGACUAUCGCCGCGAGUACAGACAAGUUUACAGCUCUCCAGAUUGGCCAGCCGUUGGGCAAAAUCUAAGCUGGAUACACGUGCUCGAUGAUCACGAGAUUGCCAAUGAUUGGGAUAAAAAGACUGCCGGGAUUUAUGAAGCCGCCGCUGAUCCAUGGCAUCAUUAUCAAACGGCCGUCAAUCCCCCUCGAGCUCGCCAAGCGGGUACUUAUAACACUCUCAGAGACGGUGCUACUUACUUCGAGUUUACCCAAGGGCCUGCUUCUUUCUUCUUGAUGGAUACCAGAACUUACCGAGAUCCUUCUUCGGAGCUCCCCGCCAACAGCACUGGAAAGUCAAUGCUUGGUGCAGAACAGCUUGCUGAUCUCCUCGACUUUCUUAAAAAGCCGGAGCCAAAAGGUGUAAAGUGGAAAAUCAUAGCAUCUAGCAUUCCAUUCACAAAAAACUGGCGGGUGAAUAGUAUGGAUACAUGGGCUGGCUACCUCAACGAGCGCCAGGUAAUUCUCGAAGCUAUGUGGGAUGUAGGCCUCCGUGGAGGCUGUGGGGUCGUCAUCAUCAGUGGAGAUAGACAUGAAUUUGCCGCAACAGCCUUUCCGCCUCCCUUGAAUGGUCGUUGGCCAGUCAGUGCAACAGUGAAUGAGUUCUCUACAAGUCCUCUCAGUCAAUUCUAUCUGCCAGUUCAUACUUAUUGGCAAACUGAUGAGGAAGAUAUACAAAUCAAGUAUAUCCCAGGCGGUAAUUCAAAAUUGGGAGCGAUCACAAUUGAAGACACUGCUAGCGACCAAAGUACUCUAAAAUUCCGCCUGUAUGUAGAUGGUCAUGAGGUUUGGUCUUCCCUCCUUCUCUCACCACCUGCUGUUCCCGGGGGUCGCUGGACCAAGGAAGCUUUUUGGAGGUAAAUUAAACGUGACAUCUAGAUGUGAUGUGGCCAGAAUAGAGACUUUUGGAACAGAAUCAAAUGCCAUAUGUUGAAGUCUUCAUCACAGAUAGCUUAUUUUGAAAUCAUGGCUCUUCAACUUCCGAAAGACUUGAUAUCCAAUCGAGAUGAUAGAUGCGUUCAAACAAAGCAGAUGGUCAUGCAGAUAAAAACGUGUAUGUGAUCAAUAUGUAUAAAACAUAUUUUUCAAUAUGCCAAUUAUGUUACAACCAAGCCAUAGAGAUCUGUUGACUUAGUAUGAGUUAUGGUUGUUAACCUCAUGAAUCUUAACUAUCCUAGUUGUUGAAGCACGAGUUGACUUUUUACCAUAUGUAAGACCUAUUUUUUUGAUCUGCGUAGCUAGAGUGACUCAUUUGGGUAUACAGCAGCAUGAGAUGAGCUUUAUUACUUGCCCCUAUUUCAAGCAAUAUUUGACCCUGC